This is a messenger RNA of Salvelinus namaycush (lake trout), 1485 nucleotides long. Its product is annotated as ammonium transporter Rh type C. NCBI's taxonomy places the organism in Eukaryota, Metazoa, Chordata, Actinopteri, Salmoniformes, Salmonidae. Bases 1 to 1485 code for a protein of 494 amino acids. The record is from RefSeq and is a predicted model, not a curated record. Gene Ontology annotation, cellular component: plasma membrane. Gene Ontology annotation, biological process: ammonium homeostasis; ammonium transmembrane transport. The transcript has 11 exons. Gene Ontology annotation, molecular function: ammonium channel activity.
AUGGGGAAUUGCAUCCAGGGAUGCAAAGACUACUUCUCUCGGCAAAAGAACACCAACAUCCGUCUUACACUGCCGGUAGUCUGCUUCGUUUGGCAGAUCGCCAUGAUCAUCCUCUUCGGAGUCUUCAUCCGCUACGACGAGGAGUCGGACACACACUGGGUAGAGACCAAGGCCCAUGAGAACAUCACCAGUGACAUAGAGAAUGACUUCUACUUCAGAUACCCCAGCUUCCAGGAUGUCCAUGUGAUGAUCUUUGUGGGUUUCGGGUUCCUCAUGACUUUCUUGAAGAGGUACAGCUUCGGCGCAGUCGGCUUCAACUUCCUCAUUGCCUCCUUCGGCCUGCAGUGGGCUCUGCUCAUGCAAGGCUGGUUCCACUCUCUAGAUCCCCAGACAGGAAAGAUCUUCAUCGGUGUUGAAAGUCUGAUCAAUGCUGACUUCUGUGUGGCGGGCUGUCUCAUAGCCUACGGGGCAGUGCUGGGCAAAGUCAGCCCGGUCCAGCUGUUGGUUAUGACCCUGUUUGGUGUCACUCUGUUCGCUGUGGAAGAGUACAUCAUUCUGAACUUACUUCAUGCUAGGGAUGCCGGUGGCUCCAUGGUUAUUCACACCUUUGGAGGUUAUUAUGGUCUGGCCAUCUCCCGGGUCCUUUACCGACCUAAUUUACACCAGAGCAAGCGUAUGCAGGGCUCUGUGUACCACUCCGAUACCUUCGCCAUGAUCGGCACACUGUUCCUGUGGAUGUUUUGGCCCAGUUUCAACUCGGCCAUUACUGACCAUGGAGACGGUCAGCACAGGGCAGUCAUCAACACCUACCUGUGCCUAGCCUCCACUGUCCUCACCACAGUGGCCAUCUCCAGCCUCUCCCAGAAGACUGGCAAGCUCGACAUGGUGCAUAUCCAGAAUUCCACCCUGGCGGGGGGUGUUGCCUUGGGGACAGCGGCUGAGUUUAUGAUCUCUCCCUACGGCGCUCUGAUCGUGGGCUUCCUCUGCGGCAUAAUCUCUACCAUGGGCUACAUCUUCAUUUCUCCCUUCUUGGAGAAGACACUGAAGAUUCAGGACACGUGUGGAGUACACAACCUGCAUGCCAUGCCUGGGGUGAUUGGCGGGAUAGUUGGAGCCAUCACUGCUGCAGCUGCCAGCGAGUCAGUCUACGGAAAGCAGGGGUUGAUCAACACGUUUGACUUCACUGGAGACUUUAAGGACAGAACCGUGUUAACUCAGGGUGGAUACCAGGCCGCUGGCAUGUGUGUGUCCAUUGUUUUUGGGGUUGUAGGCGGAGCUAUAGUCGGUUCCAUCCUGAAGUUACCCAUUUGGGGUGAUCCUGCUGAUGAGAACUGUUUCGAUGAUGAGGUGUACUGGGAGCUCCCUGAUGAAGAGGAGGAGCAUCAGGAGAGCAUCCCUCCCAUUCUGGAGUACAACAACCACAUGAUCCACAAGCAGCAAGAGCUAUCUGAGUCCAACUUCUCUGUGGAACACUGUGAAAGCUAA